AUGUCGGUUGACACGAAAAAAAACUACUUUGGACCUCGAGAUGAUGAGGAUGCUGAGGAAUACUGGGCACUCUUGCUUAAAGCCGAAGAGCUCGGGGACUCUGAUGAGUGGGAGAAAGCAUGCGAGGCACAGGAACGAGCAGUGAAGUACGCCGAAGAGCACUACGGUGAUGACCUAAAUGCAAAAAGCGGCCUCGCAUACCUCUACCGGCAAGUGAGUCGCCCCAAGGAUGCCGAAGAGCUUGACCGGUACAUCCUCUCGGUGCAACAGCAAAUCCUUGGAGAUGACCACGAAGACACAGUAGCAAGUCUGAAUAACCUUGCAAUUGACCUGAAGGCACAGGGUGAAUAUGAUCAGUCACUUGAACUGGACAAGAAAGCCCUGGACAUUAUGCUUCGCAUCAAGGGCGAAGACUCUCAAACCACACAGACGAGCAUGCACAAUCUGGCCAACAGCUACUUUAACAACAAAGAUUACCAAGCUGCGCUAGACUUGCACCAGCGGGCAUUGGACCUCAGGACAAAGACCCUAGGCCCUGAGCACUUUCAGACGAUUAUGACGAUGGACCUCCUAGGGAGGGAUUAUGGUGCCUUGGAUAAAUUCCAGGAAGCAGUGGCCCUCCAGGAGAAAGCCGUGGAGGCUGCAAAAACCCACCUCGGCCCGUCCAACCAGACAACUAUCAAAUGCAGUCUGAACCUAGCAAGUACAUAUGGGCGUCUCGACCAAGCCGGCUCUCCGGAGACGCCUGGAGGGACGUGGGAGUCCAAGGGGAUCAAACUCCUCGAGGAAGUAUUAGAAGUGCAACGACAGGGUCCGGGUGAGGACCAUUCGGAUACCAUUGCCGCUAUGAACAACCUGAGCGUGUCAUAUUUCCAUGCUGGUCGAUUCGAAGAUGCCAUUCCUCUAAUGCAGAAAGCUGUUGAGUGGAAUAGGAAGAAAUUGGGGCCAGACCACCCGCAAACUCUUGCUGCAUCGGGAAAUUUGGACUACGCCUGUGAAAAGCUUGGGAUGACUCGAGCUUCAAUAUUUUAA
Nannizzia gypsea CBS 118893 is the source of this 1032-nucleotide messenger RNA. Its product is annotated as TPR domain-containing protein. NCBI's taxonomy places the organism in Eukaryota, Fungi, Ascomycota, Eurotiomycetes, Onygenales, Arthrodermataceae. Gene Ontology annotation, molecular function: protein binding. The coding region runs from base 1 to 1032 and encodes 343 amino acids. The record is from RefSeq and is a predicted model, not a curated record. The transcript has a single exon.